AUAGGUUGCAGGUCUAAGGUGUGGUGUUUGUAGGGGAGAAGAUCUGUUGAUUUACUGAUUAUUUACAUACACAUCUGAGUCCAUUGUUCUCCACUUGGAAGCCCUUAUGAUAACCUGGGACUCAGAUGGUAUAAAAAGCAAAUCCAGGCUCUGCUAGACCAGUACCAGUGACAGCCAUGGCAAAGCUUAUUCUCCUCACAGGUCCGGCACUUCUGCUGAAUGCUCAGCUAGGUUCUGCUUACCAGCUGACAUGUUACUUCACUAACUGGGCCCAGUACCAGCCAGGCCUGGGGUGCUUUAAGCCUGAUGACAUUGACCCCUGCCUAUGUACUCACCUGAUCUAUGCCUUUGCUGGGAUGCAGAACAAUGAGAUCACCACCAUUGAAUGGAAUGAUGUGACUUUCUACCAAGCUUUCAGUGGCCUGAAAAACAAGAACAGCCAGCCUAAAACUCUCCUGGCCAUUGGAGGCUGGAACUUUGGAACUCCCUGUAACUUCAUUGCCAUGGUUUCCACUCCUGAGAACCGCCAGACUUUCAUUGCCUCAGUCAUCAGAUUCCUGCGCCACUAUGAGUUUGAUGGGCUGGUUUGGGAGUACCCUGGCUCUCAUGGGAGCUCUCCUCAGGGCAAACAUCUCUUCAACGUCCUAGUGCAGGUGAGGAGGGAAGUGUGCGUGAAGGAGGCCAAGCAGAUCAACAAGCCCAGUCUGAUGAUCACUGCUGCAGUAGCUGCUGGCAUCUCCAACAUCCAGUCCAGCUAUGAAAUCCCCCAGCUGGCCCAGUACCUGGACCACAUCCACAUCAUGACCUAUGACCUCCAUGGCUCCUGGGAGGGCUACACUGGAGAGAACAGCCCCCUGUACAAAUACCCGACUGAUGGCAGCAACGCCUACCUCAGUGUGCAGCUCAUUCCCAGUGGCCCAGCUUCCAAAGCCCUUCUGCUCAAUCCCUCACCCGCGCAGCUGCUGUAG
Leptonychotes weddellii (Weddell seal) is the source of this 968-nucleotide messenger RNA. NCBI's taxonomy places the organism in Eukaryota, Metazoa, Chordata, Mammalia, Carnivora, Phocidae. The record is from RefSeq and is a predicted model, not a curated record.